AUGGACUUUUGGUCACGCCUCAUAGCGGGCACUUCCCUCGCCCCGAGUUCCAGCAAGGCUUCUAGCAAUAAUCCCGAGAAGCGUCUGGCACGCUUCAAGAAGGGGUACAACCAGCUCUUGCAAACAUGGCGUGGUGCAUCCAAUUUGUCUAGGGACCACGAAGCUGCCGAAGACAUCCGGGCUAGCCUUCAAGGCUUAACAGCCAUUAUCAGCGAUGAGACGAGACGCCCUUUACCACAUCCAUGCAUUACCUUUGCAUCUACGAAGCAAAUAUACGUCACUAUCGGCAAGAUAGCGACAACUUCGUACAAUGAAGGAAUCAUCAGGGAAGGGGUUGCGUUCUUUGCGACUCUGAUUGAUAGCGAAGAGGAGGACUUCGUGGAAAACGACACAUUCUCGAACAGUCUCAUGAACCUUUUGGUUCGCAUUACUGGAGCAAACAGCAUACGUCUGGGAUCGGAUACGGAGGUCGAGGUCGUGGAGCUGUCAUUCAAUAUCACCACCAAGAUCAGGCUUGAUCCGGAGAUCCUGCCUGCGUGGUUUACAGCACAGGAACGUAGUGAUGCAGAGGACGGACAAGAUGCCCACGAUAAAUUUACGGGAAAGACACACAAGGAAGACUUCCCGCUGUUCUAUCUAUUGAUAGACUAUAUCCAUCAUGAGGGCAGGAUAGGCGACUUUGCGAGGACGGGACUUCUGUACAUCAUCGAAGCAGCCUCGAGCUCUGUGGCUCUGGAACAAUGGAUUGUCGAAAGCGAUCUCGCCACAUUGAUGGCAACGGGUCUAGGAGCAUUGUACAGUCAACUCAGCCGAAAGCUGGUAAUUGACCAUGGCUUAGAAGACCUUCCACCCAUAUUGGCUUUCUCGGACUAUGAACAGCCGCAUACCUCAUCAGAUAUUGUCAGCUCCUCAUCUUCAGAAUUUCAGAUGCACAUGGAAACCUUUCUGUCACACUUGGUUUUCUGGCAGGAUGUUCUUAAUCACUGCAAAUCUGGCGAGGUGAAGCAGACAUUGCUAGAACAUUUCCAAGUCAUCUUUCUCCAACAGCUUUUAUACCCCUCGCUACUUGAGUCCUCGGACGUAGACGGGGGGUCUUCAGUAGCAGUUCUGACCUACUUACGACGAAUACUAGAGGCCUUGGAUCAUCCAGACAUGAUUCACCUCAUAUUACACUAUCUUCUUGCGUUGCCAGAUACAGUCCCUGCCCCGUCGGUGUCUAUAGCAUCUGUAAGUGCAGCAAGAAAACGAAAAUCGAUGGAUCUCGCAACCAUGAUGUCUACACAUGUCGAAGCGGUGUCAACUCCGGCACUUUUCAAUUUGGUUGAUUUGAUCCAAGCCAGCCUUCGGUCACUGAACGAGCAGACCAUUUCUGUCACAUUACAGCUAGUCUCUGUUAUUCUGAAGCGGCAUCACAGAUAUGCCGUGACAACCCUACUAUGGACCAGCAACGUGCUAGCUGAUGGUCCACAGCGAAGUAUCGGAGCCCACGAAAUGGAAAUGGACUUCUUGCUCACACUUGCCGGGAACAUCGGAGGUGAGGACAAUUUUGAUGGGCUAUACGAAAAUCAUGUGAAGGACUGCAUGAGUGCGUUGGAAAGCCAUGCCUGCUCAGUGACCCUGAUUGCGCCCAAAUCGCCUGGUACUUCGAAGUUCACUGGAACGCUACCCAAAAUUUCUGGUGCGCCUCGGGAAAUUCGGUCGCACACUCUACGAUCGGAGGACCCCAUGCUUAAAGCAUUGGUUCUCAUUCUGGCAUCGUUUUUUACGAACUCGGUAGAAACAAAUCUGUCUCUGACAGGAUCGAUAAUCGACCUGGCCACGUGCGGGUUCAUGAAGAUAGAUGGCUGGCUGCUGCCAGAUCCGUCCAAGUUCAGCUACGACGAUGAUGAGGAGGACGUUGGCUCUGAAGACCCUUUACUCUUGGGGUUUGGUGAUCCCAUAGAAGGGCAGGAAAAAGCACAGAUCCGGAACUUGAAAUUGGCUCGUCGGACACCGAGGUGGUCUGAGUCCCAGAACCCAACACUGCUCAAUCAAAUUAAGACUCUCGUUGACCAAAUUGCAACAUAUCGCUCUGAGAUUCCGCGCUUCGAUGAACUGCUCCAACAGCGUCGAGAAGCAUUCCGAUCUGCUUCGUCAGUUACCCCUGUUCCGAACCGACAACACACCCCUCACUCCCGCGCCAAUUCUCCGUCUCGGUCUUCAUCUCCUGCUCGGCUAUCAGCUCUCGAUGCUUUCGCUCAGCGCAUCUUCCCCGAACUCGGGACACCAUCAAGAUCCCACUCCCCGCGGGGCCGAAGAAGCCAGGAUCGUAGCAGCAGCGGGCUAGGAGCUCAUGGAUACGCUAACUCUGCAUCAUCACGCAACCCAGUGCUUCCUCCACAAUUUCCACUGGGCGUAGACCAUUCCGCACGAACCAGCCCACGUGCCUUUUCGCAUAAUCCCUUGCGAGCCGACGAGAAGAGUGGAAAAGGCAUUCCAGCUAGCCAAACAGCGGCAUUCGCAGCCGUAGACCAAAGUAUCCUCGCGCGGAAAGUUACACAGCCCCAACCAAAGAAUAGUGUGACUCCUAUUCCGUUCCCGGAUCUCAAAGGCGCGAGCAUAGACGAGGGUAAAGAAAGUAGCACUGUAGAGGCAGAUGAAAGCUCUGCAUUGAAUGAAGAGGAGAAAGAAGAGAAGGAAGAGGUGUCGAAGACGGUCAGCGUCAACCAUCUCCUGACAAAUGUGAUCGUGUUGCAGGAGUUCUUGCUGGAGUUGGCGGCUUUGGUACAGGUCCGAGCCGGUCUUUUCGGGGAGGUGAGGUAUGUGUAG
Molecule: messenger RNA, 2808 nt
Organism: Drepanopeziza brunnea f. sp. 'multigermtubi' MB_m1
Lineage: Eukaryota; Fungi; Ascomycota; Leotiomycetes; Helotiales; Drepanopezizaceae
Source: RefSeq, a predicted model, not a curated record